Molecule: messenger RNA, 1365 nt
Organism: Dermacentor albipictus
Lineage: Eukaryota; Metazoa; Arthropoda; Arachnida; Ixodida; Ixodidae
Product: WD repeat-containing protein 55-like
Molecular function (GO): protein binding
Source: RefSeq, a predicted model, not a curated record
CAGCCAAGGCUCGCAUGGGCUCACGCUAGGCUCGCGUGCGAUACGAUUUGGCGGUCUUCUUUAUCCGCAGCGCGCGUUACAGUUUUGAGCGGGCAAACGCUUAAUUCCUGGUUUGUUGUUGACGAAGGAAAGCUCGCCCCGAAACACGCGGCAAGGUGUUUUCGGCAACUGUGAUCUCAUCGCCCUGCGACUGCCGCGAUCAUGUCUGACAGCAGCGACGGCAGUGAAGAUGCCCAGGAGCAACCCAGCUCAGAGCCACAGAUCGGCUCUGGCGAAACUCCAGAUGACGUGCCGUUUGAAACUUUGCUUACUGAUGUCUGCUGCCAUCCAACACGGGAUGCAGUGGCUAUUGGCACUGUGGAAGGCGAUGCCUUUGUCCAUUCAUAUGCCUUGGACAGUCCUAGUCGCGAGCUGCUGCACCUGACGCACCACCGCACGUCCUGCCGCAAACUCCGGUUCUCGGCUGAUGGCUCAAUGCUCUUUACGGGCUCCAAGGAUCAGUCCCUGUGCAUGGUGGAUCUGAAUUCGGGUGCAGUGACACAGCGCCUCCCAGAGGCCCACAGUGCACCCAUCUACAGCCUGUGCGUUGUGGACGAGCACCUGCUGGCGUCCGGCGAUGAUGAUGGCCAUGUCAAGGUGUGGGACCGCCGGCACAACACUGCUGUCAUGGAAUGCCGGGAGAGUGAUGACUUCAUCAGUGACUUGGCCACAGGUGACAACCACAGGGUACUGCUGGCCACCAGCGGGGAUGGGACUCUGACAGCCUUCAAUCUAAGGCAGCGUGCUCUCCAAUUGCAGUCGGAACCCUUCGAGGAUGAGUUUCUCUCUCUGGCCAUACUCAAGCAUGGCCGUAAAGUGCUGGUCGGUGCAGGCGACGGUAGUGUGAACUUGUUCAGCUGGGGCCGCUGGGACAACAUGGGUGACCGGCUUCCACUGGGCCGCUCGCAGGCUGUUGACAGUCUGGUUGCCAUCACUGAAGACCUCUUCUGCUUGGGCACUGCUGACGGUCGUGUUCGGGUGGCGAGCGUGCUCCCUAACAAGUGCAUAGGCGUGCUAGGUUCGCAUGGCCACUUCCCUGUUGAGAGCCUGUCGGUGUCUCGCGAUAGGCAGCUCGUGGCCAGCUGCUCGCAUGACCAACGGGUCAAGUUCUGGGAUGUGUCCUCCGUGGAGAACCUUCGGCCACCAAGUCAAGACUUUUUCGCUGGCCUGGAGGCCUGACCUGACUGAAAGUGAACAAAGCGCAUAGCGUUGGUGAUGACAAGCUGUUGUAAGCGUGGUUGGUAAGCCACGCUUUGUUGACCACACUUGCAAGUCUGCCCUUGCUCUUACUGUUAUUAAGCAUAGUAAAAGACUGUUUUUAUCCAA